UGUAAUAUGUACAUCAGUUCAACAGUGCAGGAAUAAAGAACAGACCUUCUGUUAGCAUCUCGUCGGUGUUGUAACCGCACCGCCGUGAUUUUUGCCAGAUCGAUCAUGCACCGUCCGGCGAUUUGAAAAAGAGAGAAAGGAACUUUAAGGAAGGGAGAAGAGAAUAGAGUGCAAGAGAAACCGGACAAUUUAGUGGACUGACGACGACGCAGCGAGUGGCUUGGGUUGUGUGGACGGAAAUUCGUCUCUUUGGUGUAACAGCGUUUACAGGACAAGAAGAGCGAGUAGCAUUGUGAGGAGGCGAUCGCACACGCGAGUGUGGCGGCCGGCUGGCUGGCACGUUCUCGUCGUCGGCGUCGUCACCGUCGUCGUCAUCGUCAUCGUGAUAAUCACACAAUCCGUCGUUUCCAGUCGUCUCGUUACGCGUCUAAUUGAGCAAGGACACACACAGCGAACCUGAGCGGACCACGCGACCGAGCGAAACAGGCGAGCGUAGACGCAACGAACGGAGCGACGACGAGCCCGUCACGAUGAGUUUUCUAUUUGGGAGUAGGUCUUCCAAGACUUUUAAACCAAAGAAGAACAUCCCAGAGGGUACUCAUCAAUAUGACUUGAUGAAACAUGCCGCUGCUACAUUAGGCUCCGGUAAUCUGCGAUUGGCUGUAAUGCUUCCUGAAGGAGAAGAUUUGAAUGAAUGGGUCGCUGUUAAUAGUAAAUUGAAAAAUUUAUUUUUUAUCUCCAUUAUUAUUUUUAUAUCAACUAGCUCUAAAUGUGUGUUUUUUUUUCCUUCAGCUGUUGAUUUUUUCAAUCAAAUCAACAUGUUAUACGGCACCAUCACAGAAUUCUGUACGGAGGAGAGUUGUCCCAUCAUGUCAGCUGGACCGAAGUACGAAUAUCACUGGGCUGACGGUCACACGGUAAAAAAGCCUAUCAAAUGUUCAGCACCCAAAUACAUAGACUACUUAAUGACUUGGGUGCAGGAUCAAUUGGACGAUGAGACUCUAUUUCCAUCCAAAAUCGGAGUUCCUUUUCCCAAGAAUUUUUUAUCUAUUGCAAAGACUAUCCUGAAGCGGUUAUUCAGAGUAUAUGCUCACAUCUAUCAUCAACAUUUUAGUGAAGUCGUGCAGCUCGGUGAAGAGGCACAUUUAAAUACGUCGUUCAAGCAUUUCAUAUUCUUCGUUCAGGAAUUUAAUUUGAUCGAGAGAAGAGAAUUGGCACCUCUGCAGGAGCUAAUAGAGAAACUGACGGCGAAAGACGCGCGAUGAGUCCGUCUAUCGUCUAUAAGCCACUCGUUCUCUCGAAACUUUUCCAAAGAAUCUCAACCAUGCUGUCUCUCUCUUCGCUAACCAUAUAUAAUUACAUUAUUUAAACUGAUCUAUUAAUCGCUAACUCCACGAUCUGCCUCUGUUUCGAAGAACUGGCGGCAAAAACAUAUCGCCGUUACGGAAACAAGCGACAAAAUGCCUACAGUGGUCGCUCUGAAAUCUCAGGGUGCGUUUCGUUUCUCGCAUUGAACGCAUAGAACAAUUUGCGACUCGCCGUCUGUGGCGAUAGCUUUUUGAUGUUGGCCGUAUCGAUUCAGUUCGUGGUCGGGGCCAUUUUAUCAAGCAUAGAUAACAGUCAAUGCGCUGCACAUUCCGUCUCAUUAAUGCGUAAUUGUAUGCGCAUCUAGUACCGCAUCUGAUACCGAGCAUUUAUUAAUGCAUUUAUUAAUUUCAAUUUGCACAAAAUAGGAACUCAGUUAGUAAUAACCUCGAAAGUUAAAUUUUUACUUGUUGACGCUUUAUUGGAUCGCACGAGACUGAACACUUUCUCACUGUACAAUGUGUAUAUACUAUCAUUACCACCAUAAUGUGUAUACUGCUUUUCUGUUCCGAAAUCCAAUACAGUAAAAACUUAAAUUUCAGAACGAUACAAGUCAGUCAUUUCAGUAACAACAACGCUAGUAAUUUUGGAACGUACUCGCUGUAGUAAUUGAUGCGCUCCUCAUGCGCUAAUGGUAGGGAGAAUCUUGGGAAUCCCAUGUGCUACCAAUGCACGCAUUAGAUGAAACGGAACGGUUAUCUAUGCAGUCUGCGCAUCAUGCGAGAAACGGAACGCACUCUCAUUCUCUGAUAGCGCAUAGAUAUUCUGUAUAUUCACUACGUGCAUACACACAUACAAAAAGAGAGAGAAAAAACUUAUCGAGUGGAUAAGGAUAAUGAGACGGUAGUUAUGAGACGACGCGUCCGAUUUUGUGACUCUGUUUUCUCCAGACGUUCUCCAAACACGUUUCAAUCGUAAUUUAUCAAUUGCACUGCUGAUACACGAAGGAGAGAUCGAUGUUUAAGUACAAAGUGCAUAUUUCAAGGAAAAUAUGAAUUCGAAAAUGCUAGAUACACUCGUCUCUUUUUUUGCAAGCGAACAAGACUAACGCUCGUGAGUUUUUUGCAAUUUUGUUAUUAUUAUC
Molecule: messenger RNA, 2449 nt
Organism: Cyphomyrmex costatus
Lineage: Eukaryota; Metazoa; Arthropoda; Insecta; Hymenoptera; Formicidae
Gene: mats
Product: MOB kinase activator-like 1
Exons: 4
Coding region: 531-1265 (244 amino acids)
Source: RefSeq, a predicted model, not a curated record